Molecule: messenger RNA, 684 nt
Organism: Zonotrichia leucophrys gambelii
Lineage: Eukaryota; Metazoa; Chordata; Aves; Passeriformes; Passerellidae
Product: cryptic protein-like
Exons: 6
Coding region: 85-684 (199 amino acids)
Biological process (GO): heart development; blood vessel development; determination of left/right symmetry
Cellular component (GO): cell surface; extracellular region
Molecular function (GO): nodal binding; activin receptor binding
Source: RefSeq, a predicted model, not a curated record
CAGCCUGAAGCAGAGGGCUCUGGACAUCUUCCUUCUGCUCAGGCUCUCCCGGAGGACCUCACGGCUAUUCCUGGCUGCAGGAAAAUGUACUGGGGAAAUCAUGUUAGAAUUCUUUUCACUUUGACUCUGGUCUGGCAGGCUGUUCAUUUAGAAAAAAGCCCUGAAAAAGAAGAACGGAAAGAAGUUGUGAAAGGUCUCAAUGCUACAGCACUAAAGCAGCAGCCCAAGAACGAAGGGACCUUUACAAAUGCGCUCAGUGAUAUGAAUCAGAGUUACGAAAGUAGAAAGCAACAGAGUUCCAGGUCUUUAGUGCCUUUCACUGGAAUUACAGAGAGUAAAAAACUGAACAGACGCUGCUGCCAGAAUGGAGGAACUUGUAUCCUGGGGACCUUCUGUGCCUGCCUGAAGUACUUCACUGGCAGACACUGCGAAUAUGAUGAGCGGCUAGGAAACUGCGGCAGCAUUCCCCACGGCGUCUGGGUGCUGAAGGACUGCUGGCUGUGUCGGUGUGCCUAUGGAACACUGCACUGUCUCUCGGAAAUAAGGCAGAGUAACUGCGAACUGACAUCGGAAACAGAGGAAAUUAUCAGACUGUAUUCUAAUGGUUUAAGAUUACAGCAAACAGUGAUUUCAGUCACUUGCCUGCUCGCCAUCCUCUGGAGUUCUGCUAGCUGGCAGCUGUGA